Closterium sp. Yama58-4 is the source of this 3399-nucleotide messenger RNA. NCBI's taxonomy places the organism in Eukaryota, Viridiplantae, Streptophyta, Zygnematophyceae, Desmidiales, Closteriaceae. The record is from the annotation of a GenBank genome assembly.
AUGACGCCGCGCACGCCGGCGAAGUGGGAAUCGUCGCGCGCUUUAACGCGGAUGGGGACACGACGGUACGGAGCCUUGGAGUUGGGCGACGGGGGUGAGCCCGCGGCGUGGGACCAAGUCGGUGAGGACGCGCUGAUGAGGAAGGUGCGGGAGCUGCGAGCAGCGCUGGGCGGGCGGGCGAAUGUGCGGUCGCAGGCAGUGACGCAGGGCAGCACGGACGAGCCCCUGGGGUCCACCAUCAUGGACCCGCUCGGCCUGGGCCCGCUAGACGUGGAGCACAUGUGUCUGCAGAGCCGCUACGACAAGGGCAAGCCUGCGCCCGACCGCGCCCUCCAGCCAGAGAUGCUGGUGAAUCUGGACGAGGCGUUUGAGCCGAUGCUGUACCUGACGGUGGUGCAUGGGGGCAGCAGUGCGCGUGAGCUGGAGGAGGGGCGGGAGAAGCUGGGCGAGACGAUGCAGCGCGAGAAGGAGCAGCUCAAGCGCCUCGUGCAGAACAACUUUGACUGCUUCAUCUCCUGCAAAACCACCAUCAAUGACAUCGAGCGAGGGCUCGCAUCAAUGAAGAGGGACUGUGCGCUGGACACACUAGCAGCUGCCAUCUUCAACGUGGACCAUCACUCCAAGACAGCCUUCGGCCCGCUGCUCGAACGCAGAGCGCAAGUGCAGCGCAUCCAGUCGGUGCAGGGGCUGCUGCUGCGGUUCCGCACGCUCUUCAAUAUGCCAUCCGCCAUCCGUGCUCACCUGCGCAAGCACGAGUAUGACAGUGCCGUGCACGAAUACCUCAAGGCCAAGUCCAUCUCGCUCACCGGCCAUUCGAACAUCCUACGGAGGGUGAACGAGGAGGUGGAGAAGGUGGUGGACGAGUUCAGCCGCAUCCUGUAUGCACAGAUGAGCGACCCCAACGCCGCCCCCGCCACUGUAGAGAACGCCAUCCGGCUGUUGCUAGAAAUCGACCCAGAAAGUGACCCGGUGUGGCUGUACGUGGGCAUGCGGGAGCGGCGCAUCCGAGGGCUGCUGGAGGCGUGCGUGCAGCAGCAUGAGCGCCGCGUGCAGGGCAUUCGCCGCCGCCGCCAGGAGAAGCGCGAGGAGGAGCACCAGUGGCGCCUGCUGCAGCGCAACCCCCAUGAAAAGCUGGAGCCAGGGCUGGCGGCAUUCCUGAACGGGGAGGUGGAGGAGCAGGGGGAGGCGGAGGACGUGUUGGAUGCGGAGGAGGAGGAGGAGGUGCAGCAGCAGCACGCGCUGCUGGUGUGCCGCCUGGCCGCCGUGCUGCAGCAGCAGCUGCCGCAGCUGUGGAAGGUCAUGCUGGGCAUCUUCACCGGCAAGUUCGCCAACUUCUCCAAGGAGACUCCGGCAGCAGCAGCGUACCCCUAUGCAGGAGCAUACGGAGCCAAGCCCCCACUACCGCGCUCCAACUCGGGCCUCUCGAACCAAGGCGGGGGAGGGUCAUACCGCAAGCACACGCAGAUGGAGGGGGUGGCGAUGGUGAUGGGCAUCGUGGGCGUGUUUGAGGGCCACGUCACAGACGCCUUCACUGCGCUCGAGAGCACCCGCGAGCUGCGCCCCUACAUGCUGCAGGCCGUCACUGCCGUCGCCCAGGCAUCCUCCGCCUUUGCUGCAACUGAAGCGGCUCCUCCCCUAGCAGUGCAAGCGCUGCACCAGUACCGCAUCACCAUCACGGCCCGCUUCGUGCGGCAGCUGUGCUUCAUCAUGCGCGGGGCGGCGGGGGAUGUGGCGAGGCAGGAGGACUGGGUGCCGGCACCUGCUCACCUCACCAAGGGCUCUGAGUUUGACAUCUCGCACUUCCCUGUGCGCUUUGGUGACACCGUGGGAGCUGCCUUGGACCAGAUCACACAGGCCCUGGCGCAGUUGUCAAAGGACGGCCCCAGCAUCCCAGUGGCAAGUGGGUCGGACGCAGCAGCAGCGCAGGCGGUGGCAGCGGCAGAGGUGUGGCGGAUGUAUGCGUCGGUCAAGACCACCUUCUACGAGUCGUUUGUCGAUGCAUGCGAGGCGCUGGGGCAGAUGGCCAAGCAGCUGCCAGAUGGAUCUGCACCUCCCGAGGGGGAGGAGGGGGCGGAGGGCGAGGAGGAGGGGGGGGAGGGGGCGGGCGGGGCGCCGCAGUUUGAGGGGCUACAGCAGGGCGUGGAGGUGGGCAACCCCCAUCAGCGCAUCCUCAUGCUCCUCAGCAACGCUGGUUUCUGCCGAUCUGUGGUCGCUCGUGACCUCGCCCAGCGCUACCAGCACCUCUGGAACGACCCCAGUGCCGCGCCCCCAGCAGCCUCUCGUCCAGGCUACACCCCACCAGCGCUGAGCGAGGUGGAGCAGCUGCUGGCGGAUGUGGAGCGCGUGUUUGUGGAGGCAGAGACAGCUGUGGGCGACCAGUACAUCGCAGCCAAGGCACAGCACCUCGGCAUGGCUGUCAUUCGCUACUUUCUUGAAGACGGCACCUCCUGGGCUGCUGCUCCCCCCGUCAAGGGUCUGCGGGAUUCAGCUUUGGACCUCAUCUUGCCACUCGUGGCCGUGCAUGCUGAGGUAUCGGCGGGGUGCAGUCCGUUCGUGGACCGGGCAAUCAACACGCUAGCGGAGGGCCUAAUGGACGCGCUGCACCAGGUGGCCUUUCAGCACGCCGACCUCGAACAGCUCGACGCCAACGCCUUCUGCCAGCUCUCCCUUGAGCUGGACUAUUUCCAAGCGGUGCUACAGCCGUUCGCAUCCCCCUCACUGGACGACAUAAUAUUCCAGCUGCGCGACAUGCUGCUGCACCGCACCAUGCAAUCCAUUGCUGCCGCCGGCCCGCCGCCCGACGACCGCCCCAGCUACGAGCGCCAGCUGUCGCGGGGCGGCGGGAUGCGGUCAGGGGAGUGGGGCGAGGAGAGGGACAUUCCCACGCCACAGACACCAGAGCAACUCAAGGGCAUAGCGGACAGCCUGUCAGCGGAUCUGCUGCCAGGGGAGCUGAGGCGCACGCGCGUGAACGUCUUCUGCUUCGGCCUGCGCCUGCCCGACGACCCCUUGCUCUCCUCCUCCUCAGGCGCGUACGACAAUGUCUCCACCAUCCACGGCGCGCAGUCCACCAUCUCGUCCUCCUCGGGCUCCAGUGCCACGCGCGCCUACUCCGCCAUUCUCCCCGAGCUGGGUAUGGGGGAGGAGGGGGAGGGAGAGGGGCGUAUGGAGCAGCAGCAGGAGGAGGUGCAGGCGGAGGGGGAGCAGGGAUGCAUGGGGGGAUGGCAGGGGGACAGCAGGGGCAUAUGUGGGGGGAGGUGGGGGAGCGGGUGGGGCACAUGGGGGGCAGGAGGGGCAGGCGCAGCGCCGUACGGGGGUGCAGCAGUGCCUGGGUCUGCUGCUAGGGCUCUGGACAGGAGAGGGCAGCAGGGGGCACGAGGUUAUGGUGGUGGGUACUGA